This is a messenger RNA of Podarcis lilfordi (Lilford's wall lizard), 312 nucleotides long. The record is from the annotation of a GenBank genome assembly. Lineage: Eukaryota; Metazoa; Chordata; Lepidosauria; Squamata; Lacertidae.
AUGUCUGGACGUGGAAAGGGAGGAAAAGGUCUUGGAAAGGGAGGCGCCAAGCGGCACCGCAAAGUGCUUCGCGAUAAUAUCCAGGGCAUCACCAAGCCUGCUAUCCGCCGCUUGGCUCGCCGCGGUGGCGUGAAGCGUAUUUCUGGCUUGAUCUACGAAGAGACCCGAGGCGUCCUCAAAGUCUUCCUGGAGAACGUGAUUCGCGAUGCUGUGACCUACACUGAGCAUGCCAAGAGGAAGACCGUGACUGCCAUGGACGUCGUCUACGCUCUGAAGCGCCAGGGCCGUACUCUGUACGGUUUUGGCGGCUAA